Messenger RNA from Aspergillus nomiae NRRL 13137, 1644 nucleotides. Its product is annotated as acyl--CoA ligase. Bases 1 to 1644 code for a protein of 547 amino acids. The transcript is spliced from 5 exons. Gene Ontology annotation, biological process: secondary metabolic process; methylation. Gene Ontology annotation, molecular function: nucleic acid binding; CoA-ligase activity; methyltransferase activity. Lineage: Eukaryota; Fungi; Ascomycota; Eurotiomycetes; Eurotiales; Aspergillaceae. The record is from RefSeq and is a predicted model, not a curated record.
AUGAUCUUCGAACCGCUGUCACGAGUGCCAUUGCCCACCACCGACGUUAUCUCCUAUAUCUUCUCCGAUCCGCCAUAUGACCCUAAUCAACCAAUCUACAACGAUGCGAGCGACCCCUCGCGGUCGAUUUCCUACAAUCAAGCUCGGGUCAUCAUCCGGAAGUUGAUUGCCGGGUUGCACGCAUGGGGUGUGCAGAAAGGCGACUGCGUAGCCAUCCAUUCCUUCAAUGAUAUCUACUAUUCCAUGUUGGUCCUGGCGAUCAACGGCGCCGGCGGUAUCUACACCGGCACCAACCCCUCCUACACCCCCAUGGAACUGGGACACCACAUCCGAGCCUCGCAGGCCAAGUUCAUCAUUUCCGAGCCGGAAAUCAUCGCCCCAAUACAGGCCGCCAUGAAGGAGACGGGUCUCCCCGAAUCGAAUCUGCUGGUGUUCGACGUCCAGGGUCAGACUGUACCCGCCGGGCUGAAGUCAUGGCAGGGACUGUUCUCCGCUGGAGAGGAGGAUUGGAUGCGCUUUGAUGAUCUGAAAACGUGCGAAGAGACCGCCGCCGCCAGGCUGUUUAGCAGUGGCACCACGGGUCUGCCCAAGGCAACGACGCUGACGCAUCGCAAUUUCAUCGCCCAGCACGAACUGGUCUUUGAGAUAGAGAAGCGACCGUAUCAGAUCCGCCGCCUCAUGGCCCUACCCAUGUUUCACGCCGCCGCUGCCCCUUCCACCCACUGGAGUCCUCUCAAGGGUGGCCAUGCCUUAUACGUAAUGCGUCGCUUUGACCUCAUGGGUUUCGUCCAGAAUGUCGAGAAGUUUCAAAUCACGGACCUGCAGAUGGUCCCGCCCAUCGCAGUCGCCCUUGUCAUGACUCCGCAGGUCCAGGCACACCCGUACCUCAAAAGCGUCCGCAUAGCUCUGUGCGGCGCUGCACCGUUGAGCAAGGACUUACAGGAGAAGCUCCGCGUCAUGCUGGCCAAGGAUGCGCCCUGCACACAGGUGUGGGGCAUGACGGAGACAUGCUGUGUCGCGACGAAGUUUGGAGCGUACGAGCAGGAUGAUACGGGCAGUGUGGGGAGAUUGCUACCUAAUAUAGAGGCCAAGCUCGUAGAUGACGAGGGAAAGAAUAUCUCAGCGUACGGGGUUCGAGGCGAAAUGUGUGUCCGAGGACCCACCGUUACACCGGGAUACUUUAACAAUGCCGCUGCGAAUGCUUCCUCCUUCGAUGAGGACGGUUGGUAUCACACCGGGGACAUUGCAUACUGCGACAAAGAUACUCUGAAGUGGUACAUCGUGGACCGCAAGAAAGAGUUGAUCAAGGUCCGCGGGUUCCAGGUCGCUCCGCCUGAGCUCGAGGCCGUUCUUCUCUCGCAUCCGCUCAUCGUCGAUGCUGCUGUCAUUGGCUUGUCCGGCGUGCUUCCCGAUAGUGAGCUUCCGCGGGCUUAUGUGACUCGGCGUCCGGGAGCGGGCGACAAGCUAACAGAACAGGAGGUGCAAGAAUACCUCGGUCAGAGACUGGCGAAGUAUAAAGCACUGACCGGGGGUGUGAAGUUUAUGGAUGCGAUUCCGAAGAACGCCAGUGGAAAGAUCCUGAAGAGGGUCUUGAGGGAGGAGGCCCAGAAGGAGGUUGAGGCGGGCUUCCGGCCGAAGCUGUAA